GUUAAUUUGGAGACGAAGUAAAAUACAUGUGCAUAUUUUAUACAUAACUUAUUCUUACCAUAUUUUACUAACUAUAUUGAGUACGUAUUAAGUUACAUAAAAUGCAACGACAUAAUGAAAGUCUUACGUAACAAGAUUCUACAGUUAUUACGUAAGACUAACAACGUUCAUAAUCGUUACGUAAUAACUAUUAGAUUUUACGUAAUCCCGCCUACAAUUCCCUUAAAUUCAAUUAUUGAAAGACAUCGGUCUGUCUUCCUGCCUACGUGAGCGAUGAGGCUGAUCGUCGGAAUAAUCCACAAGCUACACAAGGGCCGGCAACCUCUCCCCAGAUUUCCAACACAGAAAAACACCACCUGGCAUUCACCCAUGCAAUGCAAAGUCUGCCUCUACGACAAUUUCAACAAAAUAGCCCACAAAUGGAUUUCUUUGUAGCAAUUACCAAAGUCGCAUCUUUGGACCGUUCCCGGUGUUCAUAUCCUCCCUGGCCGCGACAAAUAAUUUUCAACCUCCCGCUGACUCCUUCUUCCGCCAUACCUCCCUAUAUAUCCACCACCACUCUAUCAAAACUUUAUUCCAAACUUCUCUGCAACAAUCUCCAACACAUAACAAUGGCUGCCACUAGAAACGCAGCAGCAUUGAGCAUGGCCAUCUUGCUGCUCACCGUGCAGCUUCUAUGGGCCGGUGGAUCGAUGGCCCAGUCGUCAGACUGCACGCCCUUGCUCCUCGGUCUGCAGCCUUGCCUCCCUUACAUCACCGGCAACACCUCUACUCCGGCAAAGACUUGCUGCACCCAGCUGGCCAAUGUCGUCAAGGUAUCGCCCACGUGCUUGUGCCAGCUCCUCGAUGGCUCGUUCGGCGUCUCUGGUAUCAACCGGACGCGGGCUCUGGAGUUGCCUGCUGCCUGUAACGUCCAGACUCCGCCUGCAAGCACCUGCAAUUCUGCUUCCCCAAGUGCGUCCCCUGGAGGGAUUCCAUUACCAGCCACUCCGAGUUCUCCUGCAGAAGGAUCAGCAGGUGUGCCUGGAACUGGGAGCUCGGAUGGGAGCUCAAUCAAGGUGUCAGCUUCUCUGCUGCUCUUCUCCUUCUUCUUCAUCGCGGCAGCCUCGUGUUGUUCUUCUGGAUCCAUGAGAUACUGAUGUUCUUCCAGAUGACCAGAAGGCUUUCAGCCAUCACUACAUUAUCAAUAUAUUAACUCUGUUUCUGAACCAUGAGCGAGAUUAGAAGUGUUCAAUAUAAAUGAGAAAGCUGAAUCCGGCAAUGGUUACUUAUUUCGUCUCCGCUACCAUUAGCAACAUGCGGUGUCUCUUUGCUUUAUCAAGCGACCAAAAUUUGAUUAAGUAUGAAUGACUAACCUGUGAAGUGGUGAAUUCUCGUCUUCAUUGAUAUCGUCUCUGUGCUAAGACACAAGCGUUCUAGAUUGCUCAAUUACAAGAAAUAAGGUCGGUGUGUAAUUUUGAUAAAUAGUGUCCAUCAAACAGUUGGUAAAAAUACUGUCAAAUAAAAAAUAAAAAAACAGUUGGUAUAAAUGCAUAAGAAGAAUACACGGCUGCCAAAAUAAACACUUCCCCCGUCC
Messenger RNA from Linum trigynum, 1576 nucleotides. NCBI's taxonomy places the organism in Eukaryota, Viridiplantae, Streptophyta, Magnoliopsida, Malpighiales, Linaceae. The record is from the annotation of a GenBank genome assembly.